Messenger RNA from Anopheles maculipalpis, 1500 nucleotides. RefSeq names its product zinc finger protein 3 homolog. Lineage: Eukaryota; Metazoa; Arthropoda; Insecta; Diptera; Culicidae. Gene Ontology annotation, cellular component: nucleus. The record is from RefSeq and is a predicted model, not a curated record. Bases 1 to 1500 code for a protein of 499 amino acids. Gene Ontology annotation, molecular function: zinc ion binding. The transcript is spliced from 2 exons.
AUGGUUUCUGUGUGCCGUUUCUGUGCCCGUUGGGCUGAAGGUGUUGUGCGGGUGGAUGACAUUCUGUUCGACAAUUUACAGAAUGCGAAGGAUACGAUCAAGCAAAUGCUUAACUACGAUUUGUCAAGCGAAUCUUCCUUUCCGGAUCAGGUUUGUCCCGAAUGUGUAUCGUUUCUGCAAUCAUGUUACGUUUUCCGCGAGCAGUUAAAGAACGCAGAGAACGUGUUCCAGAUGCUGCAGGAACGCGGUGAAUUGGCUCAACGUUUAUCGGAAAUGAAGAACGCUGGUGAUGUACUCUAUUUCGAAGAGAUGUUGCUAGAAGAACCGGUUACUGAACCGCGUCAGGACGAUGCACAAGAAAAUGUGGAAUCGGGUAAUGGUAAUGUGACUGGCGAAAGUUUGAGGGAAGAAAUUGAUGUCGCUGUGGAUCAAGAAAACAACAUGGCCGCCGAAUCUUCGGAGCGUAUAAUUGAAGUAGGCAUCGACGCUAUUGAAGAGCUGGAAAUUACCAGCAAUCCCAUGGAAUCAUCCCAAGUGACCAUGACACCAUCAGAGGAAUUGAACACUUUCGCGGAUGAAAAUCAACCACCAGCAUCAGCAGAACCACGCCCAAGCCAUAGCGUGACGCAGGAACUUGCGGGUGAGUUAUCCCAUCAACCGAUGGUUGAAACUUUGCCAUCGGGACAGACGAGCCAUGUUGCCGCGAAACGCAACAUAUGCUACGUAUGCUUUACAAUAUGCCAUACUGAGGCAGAACUAAUGGCGCAUCUGCUCGGGCACAACGACUUACUGCCCUUUUGCUGUCAAGCAUGCAGCACCGACGAUUGUUUGGUUGAGUUUGGUACAAACCAGGCAAUGAACAACCAUCUGGAGUCACACUACAAUCCAUACGAGUGCUCCAAUUGCCAUACACGCUUCGUCACCAAAUGCAAACUCGACGACCACAAACGCAUGGCACAUCUGAACAAUGACUUGUACGACUGCAAACGGUGUGGUAUCAAAUUCCAUGAACUACGCAAAUAUCGUCUCCACAUGAUCGAUCAUCGUAACAUGGUCACGGGACGCUAUCAGCCACACACGUCCAAAACCUACUACCAGUGUAAGUACUGUAAGUGUGGCUUUAAAUACAAAGCCAAUUAUAGGAUGCAUAUGAAGCAUCAUCAGCAAACGAAAUAUCUUUUUCGAUGUACGGAAGCGUGGUGCGAUGAUUAUUUUGUCACCUAUCAGGAAUGGUGCCUACACUUGAAAACACACUUUCCGAAAGGAUCGCUACAAUUUACGAUUGAAACAUUGCCAGCAUCGCUGCAAAAUCCUACCGUCUACCCGUUAGCAUGUCCGGAACCGGACUGUGCGUACGUAGCACCAGCACUGCUGCAAAUGUAUUCCCACUUUUACAUGCAUAUGACAUGGCUCCAAUGCCGACGUUGCGAUAAUGUGUUCAAUAAUAUGUCGGAGUUGCGUUCGCAUGUGCAACUUUUUCACGAAACUCGUGUUCGUUAA